Messenger RNA from Diprion similis, 898 nucleotides. RefSeq names its product trypsin delta-like. Gene Ontology annotation, biological process: proteolysis. The record is from RefSeq and is a predicted model, not a curated record. Gene Ontology annotation, molecular function: serine-type endopeptidase activity. Bases 64 to 858 code for a protein of 264 amino acids. The transcript is spliced from 5 exons. Lineage: Eukaryota; Metazoa; Arthropoda; Insecta; Hymenoptera; Diprionidae.
GUUGCACUCUCGAUUUUUUUCGGCAAGCCAGAGUGAUUGUACUGUCUAGUCUCUCAGCUAACCAUGAGUCUGUUUCUUCAUAAAAUAUUCUUCUAUCUUGUGUUUGGGCUGAGUGUGAUAUUUACUAACGGUGCAUCAGUUGAUUUUGAUGUCGGGCUGGAAUCGCGCAUUGUUGGAGGGGCACAGGCUGAAGAAGGCGCAAUUCCUUACCAAGUCUCAUUGAGAUCGAAUGGCUGGCCCUUUUGUGGAGGGUCUAUAAUCACUGUCCUCCAUGUUGUCACUGCAGCGCAUUGUGUUCCGGGUAUAAAUAUCAGUCAACUGACAGUCAUUACGGGGACCAACAGUUUGGAAAGUGGUGGGGAGACCCAUGGUGUCGUUGAAGUAACAUCUCACGAGAGUUACGUCGGUUCGUCAGACUAUUGGAAAUACGAUAUCGCAAUUUUGACGCUAGCUGAGGAACUGACGGUGACGUCUCUUCAAUCGCCAAUUCCUAUAGGUACGGUUGAUCCUCCCGAUGGCGUUGAGACACUCGUCAGUGGAUGGGGGAGGGUAUUCUCUGAGAGUAAUGCUGUGCCCACAAAACUUCAGUAUCUAUGGGUGGUGACAAUCAAUAAUACGGAAUGCAGGGAGACGCUUCGAGAAGAAGUGGACGACGUGCAUCUGUGUGCGUUGAGAGGUGUUGGAUCUGCGGUUUGCAGUGGUGACAGUGGUGGUCCUCUGGUGUAUAAUGGCACCCUAGUUGGCGUCGUUUCUUGGGGCCGGUCGCCAUGUGCUUCUGGAGUUCCAGAUGCCUAUGUUAGGAUGUCACAGAUGCUUGACUUCGUUGAAAGAGUAAUCGGAAUCGAUCUUUCCAAGUAAAGGUCUGAAGGGGAGAUUUCAGGGAAAUUCAUAACUUUUC